AGAGAGAGAGAGAAAAACAAUGUGAAAGACUAAUUGAAAAGGAGGUUUACAGAUACAGUAGUAGUAGUGAGUGAGUGAGUGAGAGAGAGAAAGAAAGAAAGGCUGAGAAGAGAGCUCAGAGCUGUAUUGUUGCAGGUUUCGUGCCAGAGCUUGGCAGAAGUCUUUUAACUUUUCUUCUCAAUAAUUCUCUCUCUCUCUCUCUGUGGUUCUUACGGUGCUUUGCUGGCUAGUAUUUACACACCAGUAAAGUGUUUUCUAUCUCUCUCCCUGUAGUCUUUUAUCUUUCUCUGUAUUCGAGAGAGAGAGAGAGAGGAUACUUCAAUUGCUCACUGUAUUUAGCAAUCCUCCCUGCCACAAAGGAUGUGAUUGAACAAGAAAACUCUUCGUGAACAUAUAUUAUUAAAAAUUCUCUCCCUUUCUUUCUAUUCAUAUGCUAGUAUUUUUAUCCAUUCCCAUUCCCCAUUCCCAUUCCCUGGACUGUUUCGUUUCAAGUGUCGGUGGCGUUUCCAUCCUACUCCUCUGCUCUCACACCACCCCACCAGUACAAGGUCACACGGCGUCCUUGAAAUCGAGAAAAUUUGAAUAAAUACAGACACUUUGGCUUGGCUGUCCCGUCGCGACUCUCAAUGGUGGUGUGGUGGUAGUUGUUGAGAUUGAAUGUUUGAGAUAUUAUUAGAAAAGAAAAAAAAAAAAGUGACUUUCUCAGCGAGGAGUGAGCAGCAAUGGCAUUUUCUCAGCGAGUGAGGGUUCUUGUGCUCUUUCUGGGUUGUUUAAGCUUCUUUGGCUUUGUACUCUCCUCAGACGAAGGGGCUACGCUAUUGGAAAUGAAGAAGUCAUUUAGGGAUGUGGAUAAUGUGUUGUAUGACUGGACAGAUUCACCAUCUUCAGACUACUGUGUGUGGAGAGGGGUAACAUGUGACAAUGUCACCUUCAAUGUCAUUGCACUCAAUCUCUCAGGUUUAAAUCUUGAUGGGGAAAUCUCACCUGCGAUUGGCGACCUUAAAAGUCUGCUCUCUAUUGAUAUGAGAGGAAAUCACCUCUCAGGACAGAUCCCCGAUGAAAUUGGUGACUGCUCCUCUUUGAAAAGCUUGGACCUAUCAUUCAAUGAGUUAUAUGGGGACAUACCGUUCUCAGUUUCAAAGUUGAAACAACUAGAACACCUAAUUUUGAAAAACAAUCAGUUAAUUGGUCCAAUUCCCUCAACCUUGUCCCAAAUUCCAAAUUUAAAACUCUUAGACCUUGCACAGAAUAAACUGAGUGGGGAAAUACCUAGGCUUAUAUACUGGAAUGAAGUUUUGCAAUAUCUAGGUUUGCGUGGGAACAAUUUGGUUGGUACUCUCUCUCCUGACAUGUGUCAGCUGACAGGGUUGUGGUACUUUGACGUAAGAAAUAAUAGUCUGAUUGGUAGCAUCCCUCAGAACAUAGGCAACUGCACCGCCUUCCAGGUCUUGGACUUGUCUUAUAAUCAGCUGACUGGAGAGAUUCCUUUUAAUAUUGGGUUCUUGCAAGUCGCUACAUUAUCUUUGCAAGGUAAUCAACUCUCAGGACAAAUCCCAUCGGUGAUUGGCUUGAUGCAGGCACUUGCUGUGUUAGAUUUAAGCUGCAACAUGCUGAGUGGACCUAUCCCUCCUAUUCUAGGAAAUUUGACUUACACGGAGAAAUUGUAUCUGCAUGGUAACAAGCUGACUGGGCCCAUUCCCCCAGAGCUCGGAAAUAUGACAAAACUUCAUUAUCUGGAAUUGAAUGACAAUCAGCUCACUGGGCCUAUUCCACCAGAACUUGGGAAGCUCACCGACUUGUUUGACCUAAAUGUUGCUAACAACCUCCUUGAUGGGCCUAUACCUUAUAAUGUUAGUUCAUGCACAAAUCUAAACAGCCUCAAUGUGCAUGGGAACAAGUUGAAUGGAACCAUCCCACCUGCAUUUGAGAGGCUGGAAAGCAUGACAUAUCUGAAUCUCUCCUCUAACAAUUUGAGGGGUCCUAUUCCAAUUGAGCUAUCACGGAUUGGCAAUUUGGAUACUGUGGACAUAUCAAAUAACAGGAUUAGUGGUUCCAUUCCUUCUUCCCUUGGUGACUUGGAACAUCUCCUGAAACUGAAUUUAAGCAAGAAUAAUUUGGUAGGGUUUAUACCAGCUGAAUUUGGUAAUCUAAGAAGUGUUAUGGACAUAGAUCUUUCAAAUAAUCACCUCUCUGGUCCGAUUCCUCAAGAACUUGGUCAGCUUCAAAACCUCUUCUUGCUGAGAGUAGAAAGCAACAAUUUAUCUGGAGAUGUGAUAUCACUGAUAAACUGCCUCAGUCUUACAGUUUUAAAUGUAUCUUAUAACAACCUAGCUGGGAAUAUUCCUACUGGCAAUAACUUCUCGAGGUUCUCACCAGAUAGCUUCAUAGGAAAUUCUGGUAUUUGUGGCUAUUGGGUUGGUUCUCCUUGUCAUGUAUCUCAUCCAACCGAGCGAGUCACAAUUUCUAAAGCAGCUAUACUAGGGAUUGCUCUGGGUGCCCUGGUGAUACUCCUCAUGAUCUUAGUGGCAGCAUGCCGGUCGCACAAUCCUACACCUUUUCUGGAAGGAUCACUAGACAAACCAGUUAAUUACUCGUCACCGAAGCUUGUGAUCCUUCACAUGAACAUGGCACUUCAUGUGUACGAUGAUAUCCUGAGGAUGACAGAGAACUUGAGUGAGAAGUAUGUAAUUGGCUAUGGUGCAUCAAGCACUGUGUACAAGUGUGUUCUUAAAAAUUGCAAGCCAGUGGCAAUUAAGAGACUGUAUUCCCAAUACCCACAGUGCCUAAAAGAAUUUGAGACAGAGCUUGAGACAGUUGGGAGCAUCAAGCAUCGGAAUCUUGUCAGUCUUCAAGGUUAUUCCUUGUCCCCAUCUGGGAACCUUCUCUUCUAUGACUACAUGGAAAAUGGCAGUCUAUGGGAUCUCCUUCACGGCCCUACAAAGAAGAAAAAACUGGACUGGGACACUCGUCUUCGGAUAGCACUCGGAGCAGCCCAAGGUCUUGCAUAUCUUCACCAUGAUUGUAGCCCUCGCAUAAUCCAUAGGGAUGUGAAGUCAUCAAACAUUCUAUUGGACAAGGAUUUUGAGGCCCAUCUCACUGACUUCGGCAUUGCCAAGAGUUUAUGCACCUCCAAGUCUCAUACUUCUACUUACAUAAUGGGUACGAUUGGUUACAUUGAUCCAGAAUAUGCACGUACUUCCCGUCUCACCGAGAAGUCUGAUGUCUACAGCUAUGGGAUUGUUCUACUUGAGUUGCUGACUGGAAGAAAAGCAGUGGACAAUGAAUCCAACCUCCAUCAUCUGAUUUUAUCAAAGACAGCAAACAAUGCAGUCAUGGAUACUGUUGAUCCUGAGAUAUCGGCCACGUGUAAGGAUCUUGGGGCAGUAAAGAAAGUAUUUCAGCUUGCGCUUCUGUGCACCAAAAGACAGCCGUCAGAUAGGCCAACAAUGCAUGAAGUGGGACGUGUCCUUGUAAGCCUUAUGCCAUCCGACACAACACCAAAACAAUUGACCCCAACUACACCCACACCAACAACCCUCCCAUCUGCUAAGGUGCCCUGCUACAUGGAUGAAUAUGCAAAUCUCAAGACUCCACACUCGGUGAACUGCUCAUCCAUGAGCACCUCAGAUGCUCAGCUCUUCCUUAAAUUUGGAGAGGUAAUAUCUCAAAACAGUGAGUGAAGACGCAGCAGCAGAAGAAGAAUCAAAAUGUAGAGGUACCAUCUAUUAUCUCUCAAGAAAGUAGUGUAGUGUGUAGUGGGGAGAAUCAGAAUGUGACAAUUUUGUAUAAAAAUUUUAGUAACCAAUUAUUGUGGGUAGGAAGAUGGAAAGGUUAGACAGCUAUUUUACAGAUUUUAAAUGUCUAGUGCGCCCAAUUGAUGUAUCUCUGCUGUACUGUAUCAAAUUAUUGUAGUAGUCCGGACUCUCUCUGGCA
Messenger RNA from Camellia sinensis, 3933 nucleotides. Its product is annotated as Leucine-rich receptor-like protein kinase family protein. NCBI's taxonomy places the organism in Eukaryota, Viridiplantae, Streptophyta, Magnoliopsida, Ericales, Theaceae. The record is from RefSeq and is a predicted model, not a curated record. Gene Ontology annotation, biological process: heat acclimation; regulation of cell growth; protein phosphorylation. Gene Ontology annotation, molecular function: ATP binding; protein kinase activity; receptor serine/threonine kinase binding.